AUGUUCAACUUCGGUAAGAAGCUCUACAAUCUCUUCGCGCCGAGUGCCGACAAAGGCGAAGACGGCCGUGAUGUUUGGGGCUCGCGUAUAUCCUUCAUCUUCGCCGCGAUGGGAGGGGCAGUCGGUCUCGGUAACCUCUUGCGGUUCCCCUCAAUCGUGUUCAACAAUCACGGACUCCAAUUCUUCAUUCCCUAUCUUAUUUCUCUCUCCUGUCUGGCCAUACCAACGUUACUUCUCGAAAUCAGCAUCGGUCAAGCGUACAGAGGAGGCUGCGUCCUUGCGUGGCAUCAUGCCAACAAGCGUGCCAAGGGUGUUGGAUUCGGUGUCGUUUAUAUCGGCUAUGCGAUUGUGAUUUACUACGUUCCGAUAAUCGCCUGGAUAAUGACAUACUUUCGAUACUCUUUUCACAGCCCACUUCCAUGGACGGGACGCAAUACCGAGUUCUUCGAAGGCAGCGUUCUUCAGAAUGUGGAACCUGUCGCUGGAAACUUGACGGCAGAUGGCAACGCGGUCCAAGACUACACGGCUUAUCCAGGAAUGGGCAUGGUCACCGAGACUACCUUGUGGAACCUAUUUACAUGGUUUGUUGUCUGGCUGUGUAUGUUCAAGGGCAUCGGACUUACUGGCCGAGUGGUAUACUUCACAAUGGCGAUGCCAAUCAUCCUUAUGAUCGUUCUUAUUGGACGCGGCUGCUCUCUGCCAAAUGCCAUCGACGGCAUCAGAAUAUAUUGGACUGAGUGGCAUGGGGAGAAGCUUGCCUCGGGCACCAUUUGGCAAGAGGCUUGCGGCCAAGUCUUUUUCAGCACUGGAAUCGGCAUGGGAUACUACACGAGUUACGCUUCCUACAACUCCAAGUACUCGAAUGCAGUCCAAGACGCUCUCAUUAUCUGCAUCUCCAACUCUCUUAUCGAGGUCAUUGGCUCCAUGUCUGUCUUCGGGAUCGUUGGGUACCUCGGCAUGCACCCGGAUACCAGCGAAAGACUGAACACUUUUGUCGUCGGAUUCCUCACAUAUCCGGAGGCCAUCGCCGAGAUGCCUGGUGCAAACUUCUGGGGCGUGCUCUUCUUUGCCACUCUUUUCAUUCUCGGGCUCGGAUCAGCGUUUGCACUCCUGGAGACUUUGGUGACCAUGGUCUGCGAUACAGACUGGGGCAAGAAAUUCUCCCGGCCUUACGUGUCGUCCGUCAUAGUUAUUGCCUCCUUCCUCAUCUCCUUGCCAUUCUGCACAGAGUUUGGAUACGUUCUCGUUGACGCGGCGGAUACAUGGAUCAACUACUUGGCUCUCUUCUGGAUAGGCAAUCAACUGCGCCGAGAUCUUAAUGCCACGAUCGCCAUCGGCGGCCAGUGGAAGAUCCCGGCUAUUUGGGGGUUCGUUCUUAAGUACAACACGGCACCGAUCGUUGCGAUCAUAUUCUCCUUUUCCUACCCAAACUUCUACGCCAAGAACCGGAUGGAUCCGCUGCAUAUUGCUGGGUUUACCUUUAUGCACAUUGUUCUUGUCAGCUCCCUUGUUGGGCUGAUCAUGCCCCGCUGGUUCAACGUUCUCGUUCCUGACCAUAAGAAACUCGAGGGCGACUAUCCCGUCAUGCCUGGCAUUAUCUUUUCGAGAGCCAACGCAGAAGGAACACUAGAUAUUGAUGGGAUGCCACACAACGCUCAUGACAUUACCCUUGAGGCUCGAGGGAUUGGCAGUGGAGGAAACCUGGCGCGAGAGAGAUGCUCGUCCGAGGAAAAGAUUGCCGACAAGCGCCAAUAA
Messenger RNA from Colletotrichum fioriniae, 1755 nucleotides. The record is from RefSeq and is a predicted model, not a curated record. Lineage: Eukaryota; Fungi; Ascomycota; Sordariomycetes; Glomerellales; Glomerellaceae.